This is a messenger RNA of Cannabis sativa, 405 nucleotides long. RefSeq lists its product as uncharacterized. The transcript is spliced from 2 exons. The record is from RefSeq and is a predicted model, not a curated record. The coding region runs from base 1 to 405 and encodes 134 amino acids. NCBI's taxonomy places the organism in Eukaryota, Viridiplantae, Streptophyta, Magnoliopsida, Rosales, Cannabaceae.
AUGUUACUUCUUAACAAGAUAAGUAAGGGGGAGCGUAGCUGUGGUACGAAUGACUGGGUUAAAGUUUGGAUUGAUAGAGCUCUUGUUUCUCAACAAUGGCUUGAUAUAUUUCCUACUGUCAAGCUCUUCAAUUUAGAGGUGUCUACCUCUGACCAUUGCCCUCUUCUUUUGAUCCCUAUGAAUUCAGUUACUGUUGUUAGACAAAAUGUCUUCAGGUUUGAGAAUUCUUGGUUGAAAGAACCCCUUUGCUUCAAGGUCUUUGAAGACACUUGGAAUCUAUUUUUGGGAAGCACUAUUAUAGAGAAGGUUAAAAACUGUGGUGCUGUGUUAUUUGAAUGGGGAAAAGACUAUUCGGGUAAUUUCAAACAAAGAAUUCAAGAUUGUAAAGCUGAAAUUCACCACUGA